AUGUAUUACAAUCACAAAAAGUUCUUUUCAAUUAUAUUGCAAGGAGUGGUCGAUGCGAAUUAUAAAUUCAUCUGCAUCGAUGUCGGAGCUUACGGAAAACAAAGUGACAGCGGAGUUUUUGGGCACUCACAAUUGGCUCGAGCCCUAGAAAGAGGUGCUCUUAAAACGAACACUUUGAAGAUACUACCUGGUACUGACAUAGAAGCACCACAUGUAGUUAUCGGGGAUGGAGGAUUUCCAUUGAAGACGUAUUUACUGCGUCCUUACCCACUGAGAGGUUUAACCACUGAGCAAGAGAACUAUAACAAACGUUUGUCAGGUGCAAGGCAAGUUGUCGAGUGUGCUUUCGGUAUAAUUUCUCAUAAAUGGCGUAUUCUACUCAAGGCUAUUGAGGUCAAGCCCGAGAGAGCUGAACACAUUGUGAAACGUAUUUGCCUACUGCACAACAUUGUCAUCAAUAAAGAAGGUCCCAGGGAUAUGAUUCCGGGAACCUCUCCUCUGUCACUUCACUGGAACACCUCUCAUUCGUCGUUUCCUGGAAGGGCAAUCAACCGUGGCUCACAUUCCUCAAUGCAAGUAAGGGAAACAUUCAAAAUGUUCUUCUCCCGGCAAGGUGAUAUAGAAACGACUAAUUAG
Acanthoscelides obtectus is the source of this 636-nucleotide messenger RNA. NCBI's taxonomy places the organism in Eukaryota, Metazoa, Arthropoda, Insecta, Coleoptera, Chrysomelidae. The record is from the annotation of a GenBank genome assembly.